AAUUUCAGGCAAAAUGUCGACGGAGGAAGAAUCCGAAGUGAGAAAUCGUCAGCCGAAGAACAGCAAGUUUAAACAGCAAGCAUUACCGGCUUGGCAGCCGAUUCUUACCGCCGGAACUGUUUUGCCGGCAUUUUUUGUUAUCGGCGUUGCUUUUAUUCCUAUUGGUAUUGGACUGCUCUAUUUCUCAAACCAAGUACUAGAGGUGACCUACGAUUAUACUGAGUGUAAAGAGAAUACUGUUAGCUCAGCUACACCUCGCCAGUGCUCAGCAGUCUUAACAGAUAACCCAGAUGCAUCCUGCACUUGUCUUCUUAAUCUAAACUCAUCAGAUUUUGGAACAGAAGACUGGGUUGGAAAGGUUUUUAUUUACUAUGGUUUGACCAACUUCUACCAGAACCAUCGAAGAUAUGUUAAAUCUAGAGACGAUAAUCAACUUCUUGGCAACCUUGGAUCUCCUAGUGAGGAGUGUGUUCCCUUUCUUCGGCCCAAUGAUACAGACAAGAACCAAUUCUACGCACCUUGUGGUGCAAUAGCGAACAGUCUCUUUAGUGACGUCAUUACUAUAGAGUACAAGAGGAAAGGAGACCCAGACAGUAGUUUUAAACCUGUUCAAGUUUCACGGAAAAAUAUUGCCUGGGAGAGCGACAAAAAGCAUAAAUUCAAGAAUCCUCCAAUACCCCAGGGUAAAGAUUUAGCAACAGUUCUAACCGAAGCAGGAGCUCUCAAGCCUCAAGAUUGGAAAAGGAACCUAUGGGAGUUAGAUCUUGAGGAUCCAGAUAAUAAUGGAUUCCAGAACGAGGAUUUGAUUGUGUGGAUGCGAGCUGCAGCGUUACCCAACUUCAGGAAACUGUACCGACGGGUUGAUCAUGAGAAUGAGGCUGCCUCUAAUAGUUAUGAUCCUGCAUUUCAAAAUGGACUUCCUGUCAAAGAUUACGAGUACAGGCUUCGGAUCAAUUAUAGUUUCAGGGUUACUGAGUUCCAAGGAACUAAAAGUGUUAUACUGUCCACCACCAGCCUGUUGGGGGGCAGGAACCCGUUCCUAGGGAUUGCGUACAUUGUUGUCGGAGUUAUUUGCUUUCUGAUGGGGGUCGUCUUUCUCUUCAUACAUCUUAGGUUUGGACGGAAAACCCAGGAGAUGAUGAAUAUAACGGCCAGGACUCCCUUCAAUUAAACUCAUAAACCUAUUUUUGUUUAAUCACUAAACGCACAAUUACAAAUUAAUGGAUGCCGUGUAAAACAAUUUGGAACAGGCAAAUUCCGGAAUACAUAUCAUUCCGAAAAUUAAAAUUAAAAUUUAUGAUUUUUGUCAGUUCAAAAGUUUUAAUGUUUGUGAUUUUUAAAACUAAUCUAUUGAAAGGACAAACUUUAAAGAACAGAACAUAUUUGGUGUAUUUACGCCAACUUGACUUUUAACAUUUUAAACAAACUUAAACCAAAGAAAACUUUGGAUUUGUGCAUUUUAAUUUUAUAAUUUUUUUUAUU
This is a messenger RNA of Eurytemora carolleeae, 1482 nucleotides long. It is a transcript of the gene CDC50, whose product is annotated as cell cycle control protein 50A. The transcript has 11 exons. Bases 14 to 1171 code for a protein of 385 amino acids. The record is from RefSeq and is a predicted model, not a curated record. Gene Ontology annotation, cellular component: plasma membrane; endoplasmic reticulum; Golgi apparatus. NCBI's taxonomy places the organism in Eukaryota, Metazoa, Arthropoda, Copepoda, Calanoida, Temoridae.